Molecule: messenger RNA, 621 nt
Organism: Phyllostomus hastatus (greater spear-nosed bat)
Lineage: Eukaryota; Metazoa; Chordata; Mammalia; Chiroptera; Phyllostomidae
Product: protein phosphatase inhibitor 2-like
Exons: 2
Coding region: 1-621 (206 amino acids)
Biological process (GO): regulation of signal transduction
Molecular function (GO): protein phosphatase inhibitor activity
Source: RefSeq, a predicted model, not a curated record
AUGGCGGCCUCGCAGGCCUCACUCAGGCCCACAAAGGGGAUCCUGAAGAACAAGGGCUCCACGACUUCCUCUGUGGUGGCCUCCAAUGAACUGCAGCCCGAACUCCUGCCCAGCAGGAGUGGGGAUGAACGGAGGAAAAAGUCCCAGAGGUGGGAUGAAAUGAGCAUCCUGGCGACAUAUCAUCCAGCAGACAAAGACUAUGGCUUCAAGGAAAUAGAUGAAGCAAGCACCCCGUACCAUGCAACGCGUGAUUCAGAAGCCGCUCAAGCACUGACCCCAGAUACAUUAGCUAACAAAUCGGCUGCUGCUGAGGGCUCGCAGCCAAAAUAUCGGGUUCAUGAACAGGGAAGAAGCGAUGAAGACUGUGCCUUCUCACCUGAGGAACAAGGUAAAAAGUCUUUAUUGAAAAAAAAGCGACAGUUUGAAAUGAAAAGGAAGCUUCACUACAAUGAAGGACUGAAUAUUAAAUUAGGUAGGCAAUUAAGUUCAAAAAACCUACAUAAUGAUGAGGAAGAUGAAGAAAUGUCAGAGACCGCAGCUGGAGAAAGUAUGGAUAUGAAAGUAUCAAAUCAAGGAUCUACUAGAGGUGACCAAGUGCAAACCAAAUCACAGAGUUCAUAG